This is a messenger RNA of Athene cunicularia (burrowing owl), 1907 nucleotides long. It is a transcript of the gene SNTA1, whose product is annotated as syntrophin alpha 1. The record is from RefSeq and is a predicted model, not a curated record. The transcript is spliced from 8 exons. The coding region runs from base 1 to 1122 and encodes 373 amino acids. Gene Ontology annotation, cellular component: sarcolemma; neuromuscular junction; intracellular anatomical structure. Gene Ontology annotation, molecular function: protein binding; structural molecule activity. NCBI's taxonomy places the organism in Eukaryota, Metazoa, Chordata, Aves, Strigiformes, Strigidae.
AUGGGGAGCAGCAGGUGUGCUGUGGGCACUCGAGGAAAUGGGGCAGUGGGCUGUCCCGGCACGGCACUGGGGCCAGCAGGUGGCCGAGAGAAUAAAAUGCCCAUCUUGAUCUCCAAGAUAUUUAAGGGGCUGGCAGCAGAUCAGACCGAGGCGCUGUACGUGGGGGAUGCCAUCCUCUCUGUCAACGGGACCGACCUUUCCGAGGCAACGCAUGAUGAAGCGGUGCAGGCGUUGAAGAAGACGGGCAAGGAGGUGGUCUUGGAAGUGAAGUACAUGAAGGAGAUCUCACCCUACUUCAAGAACUCCUCUGUGGGGGCAACAGUCAGCUGGGACCCCUCACCUGCCACCCUGCAGAAGCGGUCAUCCCCCCUCCUACCCCCUCGGGAGCUCCGGGAGAGCAGGACCGUGCCUCUGAAGAUGUGCUACGUGUCCCGCAAGUGCCUUCCCACCGACCCGGAGCACAGGUACCUGGAGGUGUGCUCGGCGGACGGGCGCGUUGCCCUCUUCCUGCGGGCGAAGGACGAAGCCACGGCGCAGUCGUGGCUCAGUGCCAUCCAGGCCAACACGGGUGCCCUGCUGCCGCGGGUGAAGGAGGAGCUGCGAGCCCAGCUGGCGGGUGCUGGUGUGGUGGCUGGACGGGAUGUCAAGCACGUGGGCUGGCUGACCGAGCAGCUCCCCAGUGCCGGCACCAGGAACCUCUUGGCUGUCCUCACGGAGAAGGAGCUGCUGCUGUACGGCAGCCUGCCGCAGAGCCGGGAUGCCCUGGGCAAGCCUGCGCACAGCUACCCCCUCAUUGCCACCAGGGGGGCGGCCACCUUCUUACCCCUGUCCCCGUCCCCAGCCUGCUCGUGGAAGGGGCAGGAUUGCACCCUCUCCGUCCACAUCGACAAGGGCUUCACCAUCUCCACCACCGAGCCCGGGCUCAGCAAGACCAUCCUGCUCCAGCAGCCCUUCGAGAAGCUGCAGAUGUCCUCUGAUGACGGCACCAAGAUGCUCUACCUGGACUUUGGUGGCCCGGAGGGAGAGAUUCAAUUGGACCUUCACUCCUGCCCCAAAACCAUCGUCUUCAUCAUCCACUCCUUCCUCUCAGCCAAGGUGACCCGGCUGGGGCUGUUGGCGUGAAGAGGGAGCAGAGCACCGGGCAGAGCAGCCCCAGCCCCCCGCCGAUCUAUGCACCCCCCUCCCGGCCAAACCCAGCCUCAAGUCCUCCCAAGGGAACCGGAGCCCUCGCAGGGUCGUGUCAUCCCUGCCAAGGAAAAGCGCCAUCUGGCUGGGAAAAACCACUCCCGGGGUGUCUAGGGGCAGCGGUGGGGUGAAAUCCCUCUUGGAUGGCAGCACUGGGACCUCUCCGGUCCCUUUUCCCGUCCUUCCCCCACUCUGAUGCCCAGCAGUGACUGGAGAAGCCCGGUCGGAGCCCACCGUGAGUGGCCGCGCGGUCGUCACCCCAGUGCCUUGUGAGAUGAUAUUUUCUGUACAAAGAACCUGUUUGUAUCGAUGUUUUAUAUUUAUACCGCCCUGCUAAAGAUGCUGACACAGCAGCUCUCACCUGUCAGGCUUGGACUGCCCGGAGAGUCCCCAGGUCCUGCAGCACAAGGACAUGUGUCUGUCCCCUGGACAGACAACCUGAGGGCUGGAGACCGAAGCCACUUCUGUAGUGCUUGAGAGAUAGGAACUGCAGAUCAGCGAGACUUGCCAAAUUUUUCCAUAUUGUACCAAAUGAUAGGAACCACUUUUCCUUGUCAGAGUUGGAUGAUUCAUUUUAUUUUGCUAACUUCUGGAUCACUUUAUUUCUCAGUUUAGGGGGGAGGUUUGUCAGGUGGCUGCUGGGAAACAACUUAUAACUUUUAUGAACCAAAAGAACCAUUAAAAUGCCUUUUUUUUUGUCAAAUAAAUAUUGCAGAUCACAA